AGUUGUCCGAUUUCAAUGCCUUUCCUGUUAACAUACAUUGACGUCAGGACAGUAAAAUUUCCCGCCUGCUGAAUCCUGAUUGGUCAAUUCAAAUUUCAGGAGCGGCAGAUAUCCGGAAUGAAGAUACAUUGGAAGAACAAGGAUUAGACGGCAAGGAUGUAUGCGAUCGAAUAUUAUGUCCGACGGUACUGCAACGAAGGGCAUGAUAUCCUGACAGCGGCAGACAUGAGAAGGGCGCUUUCAGAGAGACCAGUAAAAGGUACAUCCGCAUGUGUCUGCGUAGUCGACGAGACCAAGAAGACCUUAGACGUGAACAAGGUAGAAGGAUUCAGCAAGCUACACAACAUCCAGCUUGAGGAAAAGGGUAUUCGUGUCUGGAGGUCGUAUGGAGUGGGCCGCGGUAAGGAGGUUCCUUUUGACGAGCUUGCAUCACUGAGCCAAGGGAACACUGGCCUCGUUGUAAGUGAAGAGUUUUUUUGAUUGCAGCGGUACGCACGUAUAUAAAUGCAAAGACACCACUACCGAGAGCUCAGUUUUGUCCGAUUCGGAAAUAGAUAUGUUUGAAUGCUCGGAGCCCGGAUUUAUUAAGAGUUUCAAAACCUUUUCAGAGCUCGAGUCACAUUUGGACAUCGGGGACCAUUGUGUGAAAGAGGAGAGGCAGUCUGAAACUCUCUAUGACAAGCUUCGUAGAGAUUGGGUAGACAUGUGUCAACAUAACUUAAGAUGCGACAUGUACACCUGGUUACCAGCAGAGUAUGAGCUCGUCGCCGCCGUUAGACCAAGCUGCUAGUAUGGGCUGGGCCUUACCCAAGCCACGUGCAGGAUCUUCGAGGUUCACCGGGAAGGUUAAAAACUGCCUUACGGCCAGAUUUGACCUUGGAGAGCAGACUAGGCGUAAAGCUGACCCUCAGCAGGUGUCCAACGAUAUGCGGAAAGCAACAGACGAGCGAAACAAUCGGCUCUUUGAUAGAAAGGAAUGGCUGACCAAAAGCCAAGUGCAGGGUUUCUUUUCCCGCCUUGCAGCGACCAGAAGAAGGCAGCAAGAUCCCACAGAAGUCAAUCUUAAUUCUAGAGACUUGUUGCGGGAGGAAGAAGAAGCCGAUAGACAGCACCUCAUAGAAGAGGUUACCCAGGAACUGAGGCCACAACACCCUCUGCCUUACGAUGCCUUCAACCUGUAUGAGUGCGCGAAAGAAAAUAAAUUGAGCCAAUUUAAUGUACCAAUGCUUAAACAAGAGACAAGAAGAAAGACCUGAUUGAGAAACUAAUGAGCUUUGUACAAGAAUGUGAUUGCCGAAGUUAAUUUUCAAUGAAGUGGAAUGAAUGCUAAUCAGAGUGCAAGCUCCUCGUUAUAUUCCAUUAUAGUUGUAACAUCAAAUCAAAGCUUGUAUUGGUGCAUACCAUGAAAAAAUAAAAAUUAACCUGCAGGCUCACCUGCAAACCCCCCUCCCCCUCCAAUUGAACUGAGUCAAUUGAAAAUCAGAUCUAAUGACGAAUGAACCGCCUUUUAGUUAACUAAUCAAAAGAAUUAUUCAGUAAAUCUAAGUAUUCUAAACAACUAAUACAAUUUCUUAACAUUAUAAAGCUCUUGGGACUGUUUCUUAUUUUACGCCGUCGAGAUGGUUCAGAGACGUUUGAGACACCCUUUCCAAGAUCAGUUAAGACCGGAUUUCGCGGGACCAUAAGAGUAGCUUUUGCAAAGAGGCUGAGACAAUUCUUUCCUCGGGUAGGAAACAAUUAUUUGCUCAGGCAUGAAACUUGUUCUGAUUUUCACAAUAUUUUUGAGAAUUUCUUUUACGCAGUAACAUUUUUUCCACAUUGACAUGUUGAAUUUUGAAAUAGAAUUGUUUCCGAUUGUACCCCAGCGAAAAUAAACUCAUGCAAAACCUUUUGAGCUAAAUUAACUUCAGCAGCUGAAAUUUCUCGAGAUGAGGUAGUUUUGGACAAAAGAGCCAACCUGGCUUGUCGGCUUAAUUCAAUUAAAGUGAAACGAACAACUGAAGCUUUGAAAGCAAACAUUGCGCUACCGCGUCGUGAGAAAUAAAAAGAGCUCACUAAGAAUAGCUUUUGCAAGGAGGCCGAGACAUUUUUUUCUCUCGGGUAAGAAACAAUUAUUUGCCUUAAAAAAUACAUAAAAGAAGUCAGGUUAAGCAUAUGGUCGUCUCAUCGUAACCAAAACUCACCCGGCUACAGUACAUAUAAUUUGCAUAUGGAUGGGAAAAAAUAUUCAUCGUUUCUGCUGUUUACAAUACCAAAUGAAGGUAGAUUUUUUCCGAAACAACGGCUAAAUCACGGAAAAUCUAAUUUAAAAUCCACAAUUUGACCUGUAGCGAGGAGCUCUGUAUGGCGCGCAAUGCAGAGUGCCCAUAAAUUUUAUUCUAUAUGUUUUUAAAUUGAUGUUAGUACUUUUGAGUUAUCAUUGAUUUGUUUCUAGAUCAGGUCCCACAUUUGAGAAAAUAGCUUUUAACUUUAGGUAUGUCACGCUUCACACAUUCCAGAG
Molecule: messenger RNA, 2500 nt
Organism: Orbicella faveolata
Lineage: Eukaryota; Metazoa; Cnidaria; Anthozoa; Scleractinia; Merulinidae
Source: RefSeq, a predicted model, not a curated record